Molecule: messenger RNA, 3169 nt
Organism: Nymphaea colorata (pocket water lily)
Lineage: Eukaryota; Viridiplantae; Streptophyta; Magnoliopsida; Nymphaeales; Nymphaeaceae
Product: protein KINESIN LIGHT CHAIN-RELATED 1
Exons: 3
Coding region: 545-2929 (794 amino acids)
Molecular function (GO): protein binding
Source: RefSeq, a predicted model, not a curated record
GAGAGACAGAGAGGCAACAGGGCGGUUGCAGAGGGGAGGGGGGUGGGAGGGUGGAAACGUCGCCUUCCUUCAUUUUUGACAUCCCAUCUCUCUCUCCCUCUGUUAUUUUAUCGACCCAUUUGCAGUUUUUCUAAUGGGUAGAGGCCAAUUAAUUGGUGGAGGCCAAUUAAUUGGCCACUGUAACAAUCAAUAGGGGCCCGUAAAAGAAUAGAUAAAUGUAUUGGUGAAGAAGAGGGAAGGAUAGAAGGGUGGUGGUGAUGAUAAAGCAGGAAGUAGUGGGUCGCCACCCACCGCCACCUCUACGCGGAGAUGCCGUCUUCUUCCCCUCUGGAAUCAUCUCUUAUGCAGACCUUCCCUUCCUGGCUUCUCUCGCGAGUAAAUUAACCGCAGCCCGUUGCCCUUCCUCUUCAUUUCUUCUUUUUGCUCUUUCCUAGAUAGUUGCUCUUGUGUCUUCGACCCAUCACAAUUUAGAAAGGAAAGAAAAAAAGAGCGGAACAAUGUGUGUUCAUCUGUAGAGUUUAGCUUCUUUGCUUGAAGAAUUUUGAUGGGGGAUUCGCCAGUAGAUGCAGACGGAGUCCGGAGAAAAGUGAAGGUGGGCCACAAGGUUGAUGAUUUACUCGAGAACUCAUCACCCAGGAGUCCUCUCAGUCCCCAAAGGCCGCCACGCGAACAUAUGGAGUUACCAGCAGAUGGUGCACCCACUGAAAGUUGUGUUGACACAUCGAUAGAAAGACUGUACGAUAAUGUCUGCCAGAUGCAGAGUUCUGGGGAACAAAGCCCGUCAAGGCAAAGCUUUGGAUCAGAUGGUGAAGAAUCAAGGAUUGACUCAGAGCUGCAGCAUCUUGUGGGUGGUGAAGAAACGAGGGUGCUUGAUGAUGUUAACCAUGUAUCUCAAGCCAAUAAUGAUCAAGCUGAAAUGAAGAUGGAUGAAGAGAUCGUGGAGAAAGAAAGUACUGCAAAAGAUGGAGAGAAAGAAUCGACCGUUAAGGAAGAAAACGGUUCUACUAAGAAAUCAGGGAAAAAGCCAAAGCCUAAACCUUCGUGGUCUAGUUCUACGAAGAUAGAAGCAAAGGGGUUUUCAUAUAUGCAGACAAAUGCAGAAGAUUCACCAAAGCCCGUUACUUCCAAGAACCGGCUGCCACAUAGAAAACCACCUAUAAAUAAAGAAAAUGAUUCUGCUACUGAGAAUCCGGACAUAUCUCCAGAAGAAAGCAGCCCUGCCAGGGUUCAGAAGAAGCCACUCGCUAGUCCAGAUAGUAAUACAUCUAAGCCAACUUCUGAUGCUGUUAACUCUGCAAAGAAAAGGAAGCCUUCAUCAGUAACAUCAGGCAAGUCCCAAGGUGCAAGUGAAGAUCCUUCAGAAGCGGGUCUAGAUAACCCUGACUUAGGACCUUUCCUGCUUAAGAUGUCUAGGGAUUUGAUUUCAUCUGGUGACAACCCUCAAAAGGCCUUGGAACUUGCUACGAGAGCAGCAAAAUCAUUUGAGAAAUGUGCAAAUGGAAAGCCGAGUUUAGAUCUAGUUAUGAGCUUGCACGUACUAGCUGCUGUACAUUGCAAUUUGGGACAAUACGGUAAGGCCAUCCCUAUUCUUGAGCAUUCAAUUGAGAUCCCGGUACUAGAAGAAGGUGAAGAUCAUGCGCUUGCUGUUUUUUCUGGAUAUAUGCAACUGGGUGACACUUUUGCUAUGCUUGGUCAACUUGAACAGUCAAUUGAAUGCUAUACAAUGGGCUUGGAGGUUCAGAAGCAUUUUCUGGGAGAAACUGAUCCAAGAGUUGCAGAAACUUGCAGGUACUUGGCAGAAGCCCAUAUGCAGGCUCUGCAAUUUGAUGAAGCCCAAAAAGUUUGUCAGCAAUCUCUUGACAUCCAUAAAGAACGUGGAGUUUCUGCUUCUCUUGAAGAAGCUGCUGACAGAAGGCUCAUGGGUCUUAUUUGUGAUGCUAAGGGUGAUUAUGAAGCAGCCCUUGAGCAUCUGGUCUUGGCUAGUAUGGCUAUGGUGUCUAAUGGCCAGGAAAAUGAGGUAGCUUCUGUUGAUUGCAGCAUUGGGGACAUCUAUCUAUCUUUGUCUCGUUAUGAUGAAGCAGUUUUUGCAUAUCAAAAAGCCCUUACUGUCUUCAAAUCUUCAAAAGGCGAGAAUCACCCAUCAGUUGCUUCAGUGUUUGUCCGUCUUGCUAACUUGUAUAACAGGACAGGCAGACUUAGAGAAUCAAAAUCCUACUGCGAGAAUGCUCUUCGUAUCUAUAGCAAACCUACUCCCGGGAGCCAAAUGGAAGAAAUUGCUAGUGGGUUCACCGAGGUUUCUGCUAUCUAUGAAGCCAUGAAUGAGCACGAACAGGCCCUUAAGCUUCUGCAGAAAGCUUUGAAAACAUUGAACGAUAUCCCUGGACAGCAGGCCACUGUGGCUGGAAUUGAGGCACAGAUGGGGGUUAUGUACUAUAUGAUUGGAAAUUAUGGUGAAUCCUAUGCAUCGUUCAAAAAUGCUGUUGCUAAGCUUAGGGCGAGUGGGGAAAAAAGAUCUGCGUUCUUUGGGAUUGUACUUAACCAAAUGGGCCUGGCAUGUGUACAGCGUUAUGCAAUAAAUGAAGCUGCAGAUUUGUUUGAAGAAGCUAGGGGUAUUCUAGAAACAGAAUAUGGACCAUAUCACCCUGAGACACUUGGAGUGUAUAGCAAUCUUGCCGGAACCUAUGAUGCUAUGGGCAGAUUGGAAGAUGCCAUUGAGAUAUUGGAAUUUGUUCUAGGAAUUAGGGAAGAGAAGCUGGGAACAGCAAACCCAGAUGUAGAUGAUGAGAAGCGAAGGCUCGCUGAGCUAUUAAAGGAAGCUGGUAGAACGCGGAACAGGAAAGCAAAAUCACUGGAAACCCUACUAGAGUCGAAGAUUACAAGGAGAGAGACUCUUAAUCACAUUUCAGAUUCAGCUGUAAUCAGUUCAUGAGGGUGGUGAUGAUGACCAAAUUCUUGAUGGUGGAGGAUGCUGAUAAUAAGUGUACAUGGUUAAUGACUUUGGGCGGUGGACCUACUUUCCUUCCUGGCAAGGACAAAGAGAAAUCAAGGGAGUUUUGUAUUUCUUACUGUCUGCAUUUAUUUAUUGAUGUUGUUCAAUCUGUUGGCCUAAUGAUUGUGACUCCCUGUAUUUGCUCUGUUUAUAGCUUGAAAUCUUCUGCAGUUUCUUGAA